GGCCUCUGCACUGACCUCAGCUGGAACGACUUGGCUGGGAGCUCUGCACAUUUCAGCGAUGCCCCCUUCUCAGUAGUACCUUUAACUUAGGACGUUGCCACCUGUGGGAUCCCUGCCCAGGCAUCUUUCACGCAGCCCCUCUUUGCUCUCUGAAUUUCACCAAGUGGUAGUUUGUACCCUGACUCCUCUUCCUUUCCUUUGCAUCCCCUUUUAUUCUGGUGUAACCUCUAACUCUCCUUUGCCCCAGCUGGUAGCAGAUCUGCCACUCCCCUCCUGUCCCCUGUGGGUGUCCAGUUGUCCUAGGUUUGUUGCCUUUCCCGGUAAUGGUAGUUGGUCAUGUCUGAGGCUGUCCCAUUCUAAACAGUAACAGUUCCUUUUCUCCUCAGUGAACAUCGUUCCACCCUAGGCAUGCCGGACUCAGAGACACUUACAUGUCUCCCGUCCAGUCCACCCUUAUAUGUCCCUGAAGACAGUUGGCCUCUGGUAACCCAGGAAGAUCUGAUACUGCACGCCUGCCAUGUGGAGCCCUACAGCCUACGCCUGGACGAAGAGGGUGGCAGGUUCCCGGGAGAGGAGUCAUACCCUGCUGUGCCCCCAAUCUGGUCGGUGGAGUCUGAUGACCCUAACUUGGCUGCUGUGUUGGAGAGGCUGGUGGACAUAAAGAAAGGGAAUACUCUGCUACUACAGCAUCUGAAGAGGAUCAUCUCUGAUCUGUGCAAACUCUAUAACCUCCCUCAACAUCCAGAUGUGGAGAUGCUGGAUCAGCCCUUGCCAGCAGAGCAGUGCACGCAGGAAGACGUGUCUUCAGAAGAUGAAGAUGAAGAGAUGCCUGAGGACACAGAAGACCUAGAUCACUAUGAAAUGAAAGAGGAAGAACCAGCUGAGGGUAAGAAAUCUGAAGAUGAUGGCAUCGGAAAAGAAAACUUGGCCAUACUAGAGAAAAUUAAAAAGAACCAGAGGCAAGAUUACUUAAAUGGGGCAGUGUCUGGCUCGGUGCAGGCCACUGACCGGCUGAUGAAGGAGCUCAGGGAUAUAUACCGAUCACAGAGUUUCAAAGGUGGAAACUAUGCAGUCGAACUCGUGAAUGACAGUCUGUAUGAUUGGAACGUGAAACUCCUCAAAGUUGACCAGGAUAGCGCUUUGCACAACGAUCUCCAGAUCCUCAAAGAGAAAGAAGGCGCAGACUUCAUCCUACUUAACUUCUCCUUUAAAGAUAACUUUCCCUUCGACCCGCCAUUUGUCAGGGUUGUGUCUCCAGUCCUCUCCGGAGGGUAUGUUCUGGGUGGAGGUGCCAUCUGCAUGGAACUUCUCACCAAACAGGGCUGGAGCAGUGCCUACUCGAUAGAGUCCGUGAUCAUGCAGAUCAGUGCCACACUGGUGAAGGGAAAAGCACGAGUACAGUUUGGAGCCAACAAAUCUCAGUACAGUCUGACAAGAGCACAGCAGUCCUACAAGUCCUUGGUGCAGAUCCACGAAAAAAACGGAUGGUACACACCCCCAAAGGAAGAUGGCUAACCCCGGAGUGCCGUUCCCUCCCUCCUUCCCCAGGCACCACUGGACCAAUUACCUUUGAAUGCUGUAUUUGGAUCUUACGCUGCCUCUGUGGUUCCCUCCCUCAUUUUUCCUGGACGUAAUAGCUCUGCCUAUUGCAGGACAAUGAUGGCUAUUCUAAACGCUAUGGAAAAAACAAACAAACACAGAACUGUUUCAAGUACUCAAGACUGACUUACAGACCAACCAACCACCUGGCUGGAACCCUUGCUAGCAGGCGUUCUUAUAAAAGAAACUUUCGAGCCUCCUUAUAUUGCUGGAAACUCAGCUGUGCUCCAGACUAGAGCCUCCUUACCUAUGCUAUGGAUUUUUAAUUUAUUUUCUCUUAUUUCAUGUACACUGCUUUUUUUGGUUACAGUGUAUGAUGGAUGUGUAUGAAAAAAUGUAUCUUUGGGAAAACAAUUACAGUUUGUUAAUUUGAA
Molecule: messenger RNA, 1973 nt
Organism: Artibeus jamaicensis (Jamaican fruit-eating bat)
Lineage: Eukaryota; Metazoa; Chordata; Mammalia; Chiroptera; Phyllostomidae
Gene: UBE2Q1
Product: ubiquitin conjugating enzyme E2 Q1
Exons: 14
Coding region: 409-1515 (368 amino acids)
Source: RefSeq, a predicted model, not a curated record